AUGGACAAUGUGAUCGCAGUAGUAGAAUCACAGGAGAAGGAGAUGGAUACAUACUCUGAUAAACUGUCCAUAGCAUUGGAUAAGCUAGAGGAUAUGGAGAACAGGGCCCGGAGAGGAAACCUGAGGAUCAGGGACCUCCCUGAAUUCAUGGAGGACUUAACCUCAUCACACUCGAUAUCUCCUCAGAUCUCCGCUGCCUCUGCCCAUACAAGCAGUGAAAAGCAGCGGGGAUCCGAGGAGAAGCUGGAGCCUGUGCCACCCCUCUUUUCCCUGCGGAGCUGCGGCUGUAGUGGCCGUCUGGCACCCGUUGCCAUGGCGCCCUGUGCUCGCCAUGGCAACAGGGGCAAGGGAGUGCAGCCAGGGCGGCCUUGGCUGCACCCGCUCUCAUCUGCUCCUGAGUGGGACAAGUUUCGUUUGUUGGCACUGGAUGCGGAGCAGCACGGGGUUUCUUGUCCAGGUCAUCUCUGGAUGAUGAACCGUAAAUUGUCGGGGCUGUACUUCUUCCUUUUCAAACUGUCGGGCUUUCCUGCCUCUACGAAAACCGUUCGCAGUCCGGCGGGCGAUGAGAGGUUUUCAGAAGGGGAGCUUGACCCCCGAUCAGCGUGCUCCGGGACCAGAGUUGUGAAAGAGGCCGCCCUUGUCACCUCAUAUUCCUCAAAAGUUACUAUGACUGCUGCAGCAGCCCCCGAAGAUGGCAAUGUGUCUGUUGUGGUUCGAGUUCGCCCCCCUAACACCCGAGAAGAAGAAGGGAAUCAGUAUCCAGUUGUACAAGUAGUGGAUCACAGCAUCCUGGUAUUUGACCCAGAUGAACCUGAGACGUUGGGUGUCUUUUCUGGUUUGAGAAGUCUCGACGGAAACAGGCGCAAAGGGAAAGACCUGAAAUUCAUCUUUGACCAUGUGUUUGGCGAGCAGAGCAGACAACAAGAAGUCUUUGAGCACACAACUAAGCCAAUUAUUGAUGGUGUAUUAAAUGGCUACAAUUGUUCUGUGUUUGCAUAUGGAGCUACUGGUGCAGGGAAGACGCACACCAUGCUUGGAAGUGCUGCUGACCCUGGGGUGAUGUAUCUAACCAUGGUAGAGCUUUACCAGCGUAUUGAAGCAAUUAAAGAAGAGAAGUCAUGUGAAGUGGUCAUCUCUUAUCUUGAGGUGUACAACGAACAGAUCCAGGAUUUGUUGGAGCCCAAAGGUUCUCUUGCAAUUAGAGAAGAUCCACAGAAGGGAGUUGUAGUUCAGGGUCUCUCUUUUCAUCAACCUAAAUCUGCAGAACAGCUACUCCAAUUGUUAGCAAAUGGGAACCUUAACCGCACUCAGCAUCCAACAGACGCCAAUGCUUCUUCAUCUCGAUCUCAUGCUGUUUUUCAGAUCUAUGUAAAACAGCAAGACCGCACAGCAAGCAUCAGUCAGGACAUGCGCGUAGCUAAGAUGUGUCUUAUUGACCUGGCUGGGUCUGAAAGAGCUUCUUCCACAAAUGCUAAAGGAGAGCGCCUCAGGGAAGGUGCCAACAUCAAUCGCUCACUUCUUGCUCUCAUAAACGUCAUUAAUGCGCUAGCUGAUGCCAAGAGCAAGAAGGCUCACAUUCCCUACAGGGACAGUAAACUGACCCGGCUAUUGAAAGACUCAAUUGGAGGAAACUGCAGGACAGUCAUGAUUGCGGCCAUCAGCCCGUCCUCUCUCAGUUAUGAUGAUACUUACAAUACACUUAAGUAUGCCAAUCGUGCCAAGGAGAUUAAACUCUCGCUGAAGAGCAACGUGAUCAACCUGGACUGUCAUAUCAGCAAAUAUGCAGCGGUGUGUGAGGAGCUGAAAUCCGAGGUGGCUGAACUUAAAGCUAAACUAUGCUUUUAUGAGAAUAAAGAGUCCACACUGGAGCAAACUGAUUAUUUACCUCUGUGUGAUAGCCUUGAGCAGAGGACAUCAUCCAGUGUCCUUCACAGCAGUGCUCAUAAUCGGAGGAGGAUCACUCGUAACUUGCUGAAAGGAGGGGGAGAGCAGACCUGCAGCCUUGCUGUGAAUCCAAGGGUUUAUCCUCAAGAUUCCAGAUGCUGGUUCUCUCCUGUCCUAGAGAGCACGACACCUGAAGCCCCUGGCGGUGGUGCCCUGUCCUUAUGUGCUCCUGUGGAACAGGAGUUUCCCAACGGAAUGGCUGAGCGGGCGCUGAUUCCCAGCGGUGGAACGCACGUGGGGGGUUUGGGGGAGGUGUUUGUGCGCUCUAGGCCUCGUUUUCGUAGCCGCCCCACGGCCAUUUCAGGACAGCAAGUGGGGGGUAAGGGCGACCACAGGGCUCUAUUGGAGGAAGAGAGCAAGCUGGCGAGCAUUGUCUCCAGGUCUAAGGGUGCAGAUUCUGUAUGUAACAGUUUUGAAAAGGAAUCCGGAGAAGAGAACAGCCUCAGUAUGUUACUUGCAUCACAGAACAAGAGCACCGAUAAGUUGAUUAGUGCUCUCCUCUGCAUUGUGCAGAAGCAAUAUACAAUUCUAAAACUAGCCAAUCUUCACACCUCAGAGAUGGAUGCUGAAAUACAAGCAGUGGAGCUGCUGGCAAUUGGAAGCCACAACACACCUGAUAUGAGUCAGGAUGGGUCAUGUUCUGAUAAGGAAGAGAAGACUGAAGUCAUUGACACCAACACCAGUAAUAGCCUGAAAGGAGAAGAUAGUCAACUGCCAUCAAUGGAAGCUACCAAGAAAAGACAGCCAAUAAAACGCUGUAGGCAAGAGAUUCUGCCAGACAUCAGCCCCACUCUUCGUAGUCCAGUCAUACCAGUGAAGAGAAGAAGGCAAGCAAACACUCCAUGUAAACCAGAAGAAGGCAUUCCUAGUACCCCAGAGCUCCAUGUCAAAAGGCCCAGAAAAUCCUCCAUUCCCAGCCGACCAAACCUGCGAUCUGCUGUGAAUCUCUUUUCUCACAAAAUCAGCGACUCUGCUCUUUCCCAUCCAUCAAAACGAUUUUCUCUAUGUACUCCCAAGAAGGUUGCAAAGACAGCACCAAACCUAAUAUCUCAGACUGUGACAAAAGUCCGAGUCCCUCUAGGGACCUCUGCUCUUCAGAACAUUGCCACCCUCCCAGCUCUGGCUGUAAAGGACAUGAAUACCACAUUUGACCUUUCAGAGGAGGCCUGGCUGAUGUCAGGAAUAGACAAAACGGUCACCUGUGGAUCCUCUGACUAUCCUGGCUGGGAAAACGUGGGUGUACCACAGAUUGACUGCACUUUCGUAAAAAGUUCUGAGGUUCCUGUAUUCACCACAAAUGGCCUUUCUGAGAGGGUUCCAAAUACUGCUUCAGUUAACACAUCUACAAAAUCCUACCCUCAUCGGAGAAGGCGUUCUAUGAGUUCAUCCUCAUCACGUGUAGGAAAUGGAACAGCCAGCCAAAGUCGAAUUGGCAGGUUACAGUUCAGCACAGCAAAAAAGCUACAGCGUCCACAGACUAUUACAGAAAACAUUUCCUGCAGCCCAAGGGGACAGAGUACCAAAAAGACAGGAAGAGUGACACUGGCAUCUGGCAGGUCUUUAGGAGGAGCUCCAGUUACUCGAAUAAUGCAGCUUGCAGCAGCCAAGUCCUGA
Molecule: messenger RNA, 3558 nt
Organism: Nanorana parkeri
Lineage: Eukaryota; Metazoa; Chordata; Amphibia; Anura; Dicroglossidae
Product: kinesin-like protein KIF18B
Exons: 22
Coding region: 1-3558 (1185 amino acids)
Biological process (GO): microtubule-based movement
Molecular function (GO): microtubule binding; microtubule motor activity; ATP binding
Source: RefSeq, a predicted model, not a curated record